CCCGCCUUCUCGAAAUGGACAUCGAUUCAUACCGGUAGCACACUAGUGGUCUCAGAAGCAGGCAAAUUAAUUUGUUUUUAGGAAGGUGUCUUGUUCAGUAAUUUUGGAGGAAGACAACAGUCCCAUGCUGAAUUGAGACGUGUUUAAGUGCUCAAAUGGAAUAAUGUGAGCGGUCUUCCGGGGUCCAUGGACAACCUUUUUUCGCUGCUGUCUUAUUUCGGUCUGCUGUGUUCUAUCCAACACCGUGGGAUUUUGGACUGGAUACCCUGCCAAAGUUCAACCUGAUAGCCUACCACCAAUGGCCAGUAGUACACUACGUAUCGACUUCAUUUUUCUUUGACAGUUAUGUUUUUAACGGAAUGCUCGAGUGGUUGUCUUUCUGUGACACACCCUUUCACUUCUGAAGUAAUUUGUUUUUGCUCAUUAAAAUGAAACAAGAUUGACCUGCUGGCACAAUCUGCCUCCAGCAUAGGCUACUGAAUAACCGAACGGUUUGAAGAUGUCCUCAGUGGUUUUGUCUGAUGUCUGUGAGGUGCCACUCAAAGACCUGCCCUUGGACAACUGGAUGGCACAUCUACCCAAUGCAUUGUGGGACAUACCACUCUGUAACCUAUCCAUCCCAGGGAGUCAUAAUGCGAUAACCUACUGCCUUGAUAAAAAUGACCGGUCCCCAGUGGACCUUACCCAGCCUGAUAUGCUACAGAAGCUGGACAAGUACAUGAAGCCUCUGAUUCGCCCUUUUGUUUACAAAUGGGCCAUUGCACAGGAGUGUACUGUGAAGGAGCAGCUUGACUGUGGAGUCCGAUACUGUGACCUCAGGAUAGCCCAUCGGCCAAAUGACAGCUCCACUGACCUGUACUUCUAUCAUGGAGUGUACACCACAAUUACAGUAGAGACGGUGCUGAAGGAGAUAAGAGAAUGGCUGGAUGCUCACCCCCGCGAGGUCGUCAUCUUGUCCUUCAGUCACUUCCUGGGUCUGAGCCAAGAGCUCCACAACAUGCUCAUCUCCACCAUCAAGAAUGUCUUUGCUGCAAAGCUGUGUCUAAAAUCGGUGCCAGUGACCUUGCGUAACCUAUGGAGUAAAGGAUUUCAGGUCAUCAUUUCAUACGAGCACAAUGUAGUUAACUGCCACAGCGAGCUGUGGUCCCACAUUCCCUACUGGUGGGCAAACAAGUCCAAAGCUGAGGCCCUCAUAGAGGAGUUUGAGCGACGGAAGCAGAGAGGCAGGCCAGCUGGAUUUUUUGUCACGGGUAUCAAUCUUACUGAGGACUUGAAGUAUAUCUGUUCCCAUCCAACUGAAUCUCUGAAGGACAUGGUCAUGUCCACUUACCCAACACUGCUGGCCUGGGUCAAGGAGCAGAGGCCUGGCUCCAACACAGGAUCAAUCAAUAUCAUUGCUGGGGACUUUGUGACUGAGAGCCAGUUUGUACCAACCGUCAUUGCACUGAAUGAAAAGCUACUGAAACGGACCUCGUAAUAUUGAAUUGUAUUUUUUUUUUUUUUUUUUUUUUUGUCAUAUCAAUUUGCACAUUGUAUUGUUUUCUUUUUUUUUUAAGUAAGCAUGAAUCAACGAAUGUGAGUUUGUUUUUUGAAUCAAUAUUUACUUCAGGCAUUUUGACAGGAUUUGAUAGGAUGUAUUUGCACUCUUAAAAUGCUGAUGUUUUUUCUGGGUUACAAUGGAAAUUAUGCACUGGUCUUUUUUAUUACU
Messenger RNA from Sardina pilchardus (European sardine), 1708 nucleotides. It is a transcript of the gene plcxd1.1, whose product is annotated as phosphatidylinositol-specific phospholipase C, X domain containing 1. Lineage: Eukaryota; Metazoa; Chordata; Actinopteri; Clupeiformes; Clupeidae. Gene Ontology annotation, molecular function: phosphoric diester hydrolase activity. The record is from RefSeq and is a predicted model, not a curated record. The transcript has 7 exons. Bases 500 to 1477 code for a protein of 325 amino acids. Gene Ontology annotation, biological process: lipid metabolic process.